UUUCAGCGAAAACAGUUGCAACGCAAGCAACUUGUAAAGUUUUCGACAUUUUUUUAAUGCUAGGAUGCAACCAACUCAAAUUUUUGUGCUAGACAAUGCAAAUUUUUGGUUUUCAAUCGUGACAAUAAGUUCUCAUUUAACAAAGCGACCAGUUGACACCUAACAAAAUAUAAUUUUUAAUUAAAUAUAAAAGUUGGGAACAACAAUCAUCUUAUUGUUUUGAAUCUGUGUUCCCAAUCUACUAUUGGAAAUAUUUCGGAAUAAAAUAAUUUUAAGUUAAAAGCUUAAGUACUUAAACCCGACAAAAUGAGUAAUGUUCGGAGAUUUCUUAGUAAACUCUAUAUGAUGGACCUACCCAUUCAUGCACGAUGGAUGAAUUAACUAAGGAGCAAACUGCUUUAUUACGCAAUGCAUUUAAUGCUUUUGAUCCUAAAAAAAAUGGCUACAUUAAUACUGCCAUGGCUGGUACGAUACUUAGUAUGUUGGGUCAUCAACUUGACGAUGCUACUCUAGCUGACAUUAUUGCUGAAGUCGAUGUUGAUGGUUCGGGUCAAAUUGAAUUUGAAGAAUUUACCACCUUGGCUGCUCGGUUUCUUGUUGAAGAGGACGUCGAAGCUAUGAUUGCUGAAUUAAAAGAAGCUUUUCGCCUUUACGACAAAGAAGGAAAUGGGUAUAUAACUACUGGUGUUCUGCGAGAAAUUCUGCGAGAACUAGAUGAUAAACUGACUAAUGACGAUCUAGACAUGAUGAUUGAGGAAAUUGAUUCAGAUGGAUCAGGAACCGUUGAUUUCGAUGAAUUCAUGGAAGUGAUGACUGGUGGCGAUGAUUGAUCCCAUUCUUGAUGAAAACUUCGUUCAAAGUUUCUAAUAAAAUCGGUAUUCACUUAUUGAAAAAAAAAUUAAAUUAAAAUCUUAUAAGUUUUUAUAAUUCAAUCUAAAUUAAAUUUAAAAAAAAAUUAUUAUUUUAUUGCAAAUUGGUCCUAUAAUUGCGUUUUGAAAUGAAAUAAAAACAAUUUACAAAGAUUCACUUACAGGAAGUUGUGACAUGUAGAUGCCUUAGUUGCGAAUCACAAUUUAUUAAUGAAAAUAAAUUAAAAGUUUUGAUAUCAACUUUUAUGACGAAAAUGUAUUAUACGAUCUACAAAGUAAAUAUACAUUUUCUUAAUAUUUUUUUACAUUCGGCCAAGCCAACAUGUAAAUCAACACAACAGUUGAAAGUUGAUCAGAACUUUUAUUUGCUUUAGAUGCAAUUUUUACCUUAUUAGGAGGUGUCUUUGUUUGAUAUUUUUUAAAUCAUUCAAAUAAAUAAUUUACUAUAACAAAA
Molecule: messenger RNA, 1323 nt
Organism: Drosophila biarmipes
Lineage: Eukaryota; Metazoa; Arthropoda; Insecta; Diptera; Drosophilidae
Gene: TpnC41C
Product: troponin C
Exons: 5
Coding region: 369-830 (153 amino acids)
Molecular function (GO): calcium ion binding; enzyme regulator activity
Source: RefSeq, a predicted model, not a curated record